Aspergillus puulaauensis is the source of this 870-nucleotide messenger RNA. RefSeq lists its product as uncharacterized. The transcript is spliced from 2 exons. The record is from RefSeq and is a predicted model, not a curated record. Gene Ontology annotation, molecular function: oxidoreductase activity. NCBI's taxonomy places the organism in Eukaryota, Fungi, Ascomycota, Eurotiomycetes, Eurotiales, Aspergillaceae. Bases 1 to 870 code for a protein of 289 amino acids.
AUGAGCUCAAGUCACAAGCUUCCCUCUUCACUUCCAACUUCUUCAUUGCAUCUCCUUGCACUCUGUAGGCCUACCAUGAAGCCCGCAGACGCUACUUUCAUCAUAUCCGGCGGAUGCUCAGGACUAGGGCUUGAAACAGCCCGCGAGCUCCACCGCGCCGGGGCUAAUGUACUGCUGCUGGACUUGCACCCAGGCCUGGAUGAGGACGUGGUCAAGCAAUUCGGCGCCGACAGAGCGAAGUUCGUGGAAACGGACGUCACCGACACAUCAAGCGUUCAAGCUGCCGUGGCUUCCGGUGCAGACUGGAUCAAGCAGACUGGGAAGCGGUUUGGAGGAGUUGUUGCGGCUGCUGGUGUUGGGUUACCGUCCAAGAUCUACGAUGCACGAUCAAAAUCCCCAGUGGAACUCUCAAACAUCGACUUCGUCCUGAACGUGAACCUCCGAGGAACACUUGAUCUUCUCCGUCUCAGCAUCCCCCAUCUAGUUCAAAACGAACCUUUCACCAGCGACGGAGAACGAGGCGUGCUUAUCUUGGUAUCGUCGUCAGCCGCCUUCGACGGCCAGCCCGGCCAGGUUGCCUAUUCCGCGUCAAAGGGUGCGAUUGCUUCGAUGACGCUUCCGCUGGCCCGCGACGUUGCUAGAUACGGUAUUCGUGUGGUCACCAUUGCCCCGAGUCUGUUUGAGAGCAACAUGACCAAGGCUCUCCCCGACAAGGCGCGCGCGAGUCUUGAGCGAGUAAUGGAGUUUCCGCGCCGGGCGGGGAAGCCUGAGGAAUUCGGACACAUGGUUAUCUCGAGCAUUGAAAAUUCGAUGCUGAAUGGGACUGUUAUACGCAUUGACGGGGCUAUGAGAAUGCCGAGCAAAAUGUAA